Messenger RNA from Spinacia oleracea (spinach), 1456 nucleotides. Its product is annotated as 1-aminocyclopropane-1-carboxylate oxidase homolog 1. The record is from RefSeq and is a predicted model, not a curated record. Lineage: Eukaryota; Viridiplantae; Streptophyta; Magnoliopsida; Caryophyllales; Amaranthaceae. The transcript is spliced from 3 exons. The coding region runs from base 133 to 1245 and encodes 370 amino acids.
UCUAUUAAAUUUCAUAAACUUCAUCCAUUUAUUUGGAUAACAAAGUCAUAAAAACUCCAUUUCCUAUGUUCCUCCAUUACAAAUUCAUUUAUCAAAAAAUUCAACAAAAGAUUUGUAAGAAACAAAAAAAAAAUGAGUAUCCAAACUACUCUCAAUAAAACCAGAACUGCAGAUUAUGAUCGAACAAACGAUCUGAAGGCGUUCGACGAACGAAAAACAGGAGUUAAAGGGUUAAUUGAUGAAGGAUCAAAGAAUAUUCCCAAUAUAUUUGUUAGACCACUCGAGGAUCGUUCCAAAGAUUUAGGUACUUGUCCUAAAAAUUUAAGUGUUCCCAUUAUAGAUUUAGCUCAUGUUCAUAAUCAUACCAACGAAGCAACAACAACAGAGGUUGCGAAAUCGAUUGUUUCGGCAUCAGGGAAAUGGGGUUUUUUUCAAGUUGUAAAUCAUGGGAUUUCUGUAGAAUUGCUAGAAAGAAUGAUUGAAGGAGGUCGAAGUUUUCAUGAGCAAGACGAUGUGAAUAAGAAAUUGUUUUAUAGUCGAGAUAAGUCGAAGAUUGUGACGUUUAAUUCUAAUUAUGAUUUUUAUAAAUCAAAUGCUGCUAAUUGGAGGGAUAGUUUGUCUGUCAACACUGUUUUUACUGGUGAAGUUUAUCCUCAUGAGCUUCCUCCUGUUUGCAAGGAUGUGAUAGUGGAGUAUAUCGACCAUGUCAUUAAACUAGGUGAUCUAAUACUAAUGUUGUUAUCAAUUGGGCUUGGACUAAAACCAGACUAUCUAAAACAAAUGGAAAGUACAAAAGCUUGGAACUUUGUUUGCCAUUACUAUCCAAUGUGUCCAGAGCCAGAAUUAACUUUAGGCACCAGCAAACACGCCGACGCCUCCUUCAUUACAAUACUUCUACAAGAUCAAAUUGGUGGUCUACAAGUUCUUCAUGAAAAUCAAUGGGUUAAUGUUGAGCCCGUUAAGGGUGCCUUGAUUGUCAACAUUGGUGAUGCACUUCAGAUUGUAUCAAAUGACAAGCUCAAAAGUGUAUAUCAUAGAGUGAUUGCAAAAAGUAUUGGGCCAAGGAUUUCUAUUGCUUUCUUUUUGAAAGGCCUUUUUUCGUCUCCGAAGUUGUAUGGCCCAAUUAAGGAACUAUUAUCGAAAGAAAAUCCAGCUCUUUAUAGAGAAUUUACUUUGGAGGAGUUCCUUACCCACUUCAUCACUAGACCACUUGAUCAACCAGGAAUUGACCAUUUCAAACUCUGAUCACGACAAUGAAUUUUCGUACUCCCUUAGUCCUUUUUAUUCUUCAUAUCUAGAUAAAAAAAGUCAAAGUAAGAAGAACAAAUAGAGACGAAGGGAGUUGAUAUUCAAGAAGUCGGAAGACUUGAUAGAUAUAUCUUGAUUUCAGCAUGUAUGUAAUCAAAUAGAUAAUUUGUUGGCAUUGUCCAAUGAUAAAUGUUACUAGUUUUUGUCU